This is a messenger RNA of Miscanthus lutarioriparius, 357 nucleotides long. The record is from the annotation of a GenBank genome assembly. Lineage: Eukaryota; Viridiplantae; Streptophyta; Magnoliopsida; Poales; Poaceae.
AUGGUUAGUGGAAAUGAAGGUGCAGAUUUAGCACAGGCUGCUGUUAGUGCAAAUGAAGUUGCAAAUUCAGCACAGGCUGGUACAGAAUCUGCGUUGGGCAUACAUAAUGCACCUUCUAAUGGGCCUGCUGUUGUUCCCACUCCUAGCCAAGGACCAGAACAAGUGCAAAAGACUAUAGAAGACAGUGAAUUAGUGAGCAAUAAGAUGAGUAUCCAACCUAGUCACCUCACUCGCAGCAAUGCCAAUAGAUCACUUUUCCCAAAUGACAAAGGCAGUAAUGAGUCUUUGAAGUUUAUUACUUCACAUACACUGAGGAAUAAUGCUGCAAGUAAAAAGCGAGUUUUGAGAAAUAAAUGA